AUGUCAGACCACAUAGAUUCCCUUCUAUCCCAGAAAUCCUCCGACUCGGGUCUUCACCUCCAGCUCCAUCCUCUCGUACUCCUCACGAUAUCCGACCACAUCACAAGACAUGCAGCACGAUCACAACAAGGACCGAUCAUUGGAGCUCUCUUAGGCCAGCAAAAUGGGCGUGAAAUAACGGUAGAACAUGCUUUCGAAUGUGUUGUUGUUGAGGGCCCGAACGGAGAAGCUCAACUUCCAAACGAUUGGUUCGUUGACCGAGUAAAACAAUUCAAGGAUGUCCAUAAACUACCUGCCCUCGACCUUAUCGGAUGGUGGGCAACAGCUCCUCCUUCCGGGCCAACAUUAGCACACCUCCCAAUUCAUCGCCAGAUCCUCCAAAGUCACAAUGAAUCCGCAAUAUUCCUCGCAUUUCAUCCGUCCCAAGUAAAGGAAGCAUCGGCAACUCAAGGGAAACUACCUCUCACUGUUUACGAAAGUGUCUACGAAGGAGAGAGCGUGGCAGAGAGCGGAAAGGCUAUGCAGGUGGACGGUGAAGAACAGUCGUUAAAUAUUCGUUUCCGAGAAUUACCAUAUACAGUUGAGACAGGCGAGGCGGAAAUGAUCGGGAUCGAUACUGUGGCUCGCACAGCAAGGAAUGCGGCCGCCAUACAAUCCUCAACAGUGGCUCCAGCCUCCUCUCAGACAAACACUCAGAAGCAAAAAGAGAAGCAGACAGUUGACACCGACCUCCUUUCAGCUGAGGAGGAAGAACUUAUCGCCUCUCUCAACACACGCCUGAAUGCCAUCCGAACACUCGAAUCGCGGAUAUCCCUAAUCAAGUCCUACGUCUCAAGCAUAUCCCCGUCAUCCCCAGAAGGCCAGGAAAAGUCUGCAACCCGACUGGACCAUGGCACUCUCCGAGACAUAAACUCCCUCCUCUCAAACCUAUCUCUUCUCACACCACACGAACAAAGCGCCUUCUCCGAGGAAGCUCUUGCGCAAAACAACGACGUCAACCUAGUAGCCCUGCUUGGGCAACUCAGCCAGAGCGUUAAAGGCAUGAGGGAAGUCGGCAAGCGCACGGCUAUUGUGAAUAACGUCAGGAGGAACGCCACCGCGCGAAAGCAAAUGGGCGGGCAAGGACGAUAUGAGGAGGAUCUUCUGUCGAGGGACGGCAUUGCGCUUGGAUAG
Molecule: messenger RNA, 1173 nt
Organism: Aspergillus puulaauensis
Lineage: Eukaryota; Fungi; Ascomycota; Eurotiomycetes; Eurotiales; Aspergillaceae
Product: COP9 signalosome complex subunit 6
Exons: 3
Coding region: 1-1173 (390 amino acids)
Biological process (GO): protein deneddylation
Cellular component (GO): COP9 signalosome
Molecular function (GO): protein binding; metallopeptidase activity
Source: RefSeq, a predicted model, not a curated record